Molecule: messenger RNA, 273 nt
Organism: Colletotrichum orchidophilum
Lineage: Eukaryota; Fungi; Ascomycota; Sordariomycetes; Glomerellales; Glomerellaceae
Exons: 1
Coding region: 1-273 (90 amino acids)
Source: RefSeq, a predicted model, not a curated record
AUGAGUGUCAUGAUUGAGACAUCAAGAUCCUCGUGUCUCUCCUUUACGGACUGCGCCUUCAUCCGCGACACGGGGUACCGCCACGUCGGCUAUACCUACUUCGUCUCCGAUCCCAGCCAGAUUCUGGGUCCGGGACCGCCGCAGGGGCCCAACUGCUAUAACCCGUGGAUGUGGUACAAGACCUGCAUCUUUGGCGCAAACUCGGACAAUUUUGGGUGGACUUGCGGGGAGGAUAUCGGAGAUUAUAAACCUGAGACCCGUGUAUAUAAGUAG